Messenger RNA from Gossypium arboreum, 822 nucleotides. RefSeq names its product temperature-induced lipocalin-1. The record is from RefSeq and is a predicted model, not a curated record. The transcript has 2 exons. The coding region runs from base 99 to 638 and encodes 179 amino acids. Lineage: Eukaryota; Viridiplantae; Streptophyta; Magnoliopsida; Malvales; Malvaceae.
AUAUUAAAUCCUUAUUUUCCCUUAUAUUCAACUGAAACCAGAUUAUAAACUAUCUUAAGCCCAACAAAAGAAAUCACUCCUCUCACAAACCUCAAACAAUGGAAGUGGUGAAGAACUUGGACAUCCAAAGAUACAUGGGAAAGUGGUACGAGAUAGCUUCCUUCCCAUCUUUCUUUCAACCUAAGAAGGGGGAGAACACCAGCGCUUUUUACACUCUGAAGGAAGAUGGGACGGUGCAUGUGCUUAAUGAGACUUUUGUUAAUGGCAAGAAAGAUUCCAUAGAAGGCACCGCCUACAAGGCUGAUCCCAAGAGUGACGAAGCCAAGCUCAAAGUCAAAUUCUACGUUCCUCCUUUCUUGCCUAUCAUUCCUGUUACUGGGGAUUACUGGGUUUUAUACAUUGAUGAGGAUUAUCAAUAUGUUCUUGUUGGUGGUCCUACCAAGAAGUACCUUUGGAUAUUAUGCAGGCAGAAACAUAUGGAUGAAGAAAUCUACAACAUGUUGGAGCAGAAGGCUAAAGACUUGGGGUAUGAUGUGAGCAAACUGCAUAAGACACCACAAAGUGAUUCUACACCAGAAGGAGAGCAUGUCCCCCAAGAGAAAGGGUUCUGGUGGAUAAAAUCCCUGUUCGGGAAGUAGGAAAAGAUGAAUCAUGGUGAAGUGUACAAAAAUAAAUAUAUUGGCAUCAAAAUCCAGUUUGUCUUUUUUUAUUGAAGUCGAUUCUCAUCUUGUGCUAGUGGUAGUGUCCUAAAGAGAGACAUUGUUGUAUGAAUGUAAGCUUGUGUAUUGUUAUAUCCAUACCUGAAGUACAGUUUUAGUGGAA